AUGAAGAUCUACGUGACAUCGGAGAGCAAACUCGACAGAGUCCUUAAGACAACCAAGGUAGCUAUGGCAGAUAUAGGGUUGGACUUUAAUGAGAAGAAGUGCGCUAUUGCCCAUGUAAAGAGAGGAGUCCUGGAUAGCCGCCCUUACAGCAAGCAUGUCGGAGAGUCUCAGAUCAUAGAAAGAUUAGCGAGCAUGGAAUGGAAGGAAGAGCACGAUCUCCUUCUCUACCGGGAAAUACUCGUCUAUCAGCCAUACAAAUUCAAAGAAAGAACGGUCGAAAGAGGCAAAAUUUGGGAAGAAAUUUCGAAUCACCUCAAUACCUGUGAGACCGCCAAAUUCCGUGUAAACAAGCGAUCUGUAAGAGAGCAAUUCAAAUUGAUCAAGGAAAAGUUUAAGCGUAAAAUUCGAGAGGAGGAAAAUUUGUUGGGGAUUGACGUGGAACCCACUUCAGAGCUCAAACAAGCCCUAGAAGAGAUUUGCUCUUUUGAAGAAUCUUUCCCGGUUGAAGAGAAAGAAUCCAAGCAAGCCAAAGAAGAAGAAAACAAGCACAAAGCACAAGAAAUUCGAAAAAAAGCGAUGGAGAGCUAUGGUCAGACCAAAUCAAGAAUUGUUGGAGAUGAAGCUCCCAUGGAACCUAAGGAGAAAAAGAGAAGAGGAGGCAAUGAUUCCAUUGACUUUCUCAGAGAAAAAUCUCAGCUAGAGCUUGAAAUCAGGAAGAGAGAGUUAGAGCUUAAAGAAAAGGAGACAGCGCCAUUGUUUGAGCAGCAAAAGAUGAUGCAAUUGAUGCAGCAGCAACAACAAAACAUGGUGGAGCUACUGUCGAAACUGGUGAACAAGUGA
This is a messenger RNA of Pocillopora verrucosa, 840 nucleotides long. RefSeq names its product golgin subfamily A member 6-like protein 25. The record is from RefSeq and is a predicted model, not a curated record. NCBI's taxonomy places the organism in Eukaryota, Metazoa, Cnidaria, Anthozoa, Scleractinia, Pocilloporidae.